AUGAAAAACCAGGAGAAGGAUGGCACCAAGAUUACAAGAAUAGCUAUUGGUGAUCCACCGCAAGCACAACAUUCAGGAGUCGCCAGCACAUCUUCAAAAAAUUGGUGGGGUGACGGGUUGCCUCCGCCGUCAUUGAGGACUACUGUAGGUCGGCCACAACCUGCACCUCGUGUUUUUCAUGCAAAGAACAAACAAGAUGCCAAUGAGAUACCACGCGCUGAGGAAGACAAUCACGAUCUAGAGACAAGAUGGAAGAAAGCCCGCGAUGAAGAAGACUCCACUAAGGUCCUCACACUCUCCGAAAUAGAGGAACGUUUGGCUGCCUUACGAGGCUGUGAUGUAGAGGUUAUUCGUCGGCCACGUUGUAUGUUCGAGACAACAGAAAAGCCUCGCCCAUCAGGGAAAACUGCAGAAGAACUUAUGAAAGAGGCAAGAGAUCUUGCCGAACUCGAAGAAAAGUAUGAUAUGGACAAGGAAAUGGAAAAGCGAUUCAAACGUUUGAAAUAUGAAGAUGAGUCACAUCCCAUGGAAACUGCAGACGGAGCUGAGGCGAACCAGCUCACUUCAGAAGCAUCCAAUGAGCCACGAUUAUCUACGGUGUCAUCAGCGACUGCUUUUAGCGAAGCUACAGCGAAUGAGUUAGAAGAAAUCAAAAGGUUAAUGGAAGACGCAGAAAAAAGGGUCAAAGCAAGUGAAGCGGAUAACAAACACGUUCAGCAAGAGAUGAAGACUGUAUUGGCUGCCACUCGACAGAAAUCGCUUGAAUUGGAAAAAGUGAAUAGAGAAAUCGGGCAGUUUUGGAAUAAACAACUGGACAAGGUUGAGUUAUCUGAGUCGGACGAGGACGACGUUGACGACGAAGUCGUGAAAAAGAUUAUAUUGGAAGCGGAAAACGCGACUCCGGAUAUUCCUGAAGAUCCAGCUGAAAGAGCCGCUGCUACGACGCCGACGGUGCAGUCACCGUCACCCAAGAAAGCUGGUAUAUUCAGUAAGAUAUUUCGUCGGUGA
This is a messenger RNA of Ostertagia ostertagi, 1008 nucleotides long. The record is from the annotation of a GenBank genome assembly. NCBI's taxonomy places the organism in Eukaryota, Metazoa, Nematoda, Chromadorea, Rhabditida, Trichostrongylidae.